Messenger RNA from Stegastes partitus (bicolor damselfish), 2762 nucleotides. RefSeq names its product v-myb avian myeloblastosis viral oncogene homolog (gene myb). Gene Ontology annotation, molecular function: DNA-binding transcription factor activity, RNA polymerase II-specific; RNA polymerase II cis-regulatory region sequence-specific DNA binding. Lineage: Eukaryota; Metazoa; Chordata; Actinopteri; Pomacentridae. Bases 67 to 1860 code for a protein of 597 amino acids. The transcript is spliced from 15 exons. Gene Ontology annotation, biological process: regulation of DNA-templated transcription. Gene Ontology annotation, cellular component: nucleus. The record is from RefSeq and is a predicted model, not a curated record.
GAGAAGCAGCCGAGCGAGCGCAGCGACUGAACGGGCUGAGAGCGACCUGCAGCCGCACACGGAACCAUGACCCGGCGGCCCAGAAACAGUGUUUACAGCAGCGAGGAGGAUGAGGACGAGGCCGAGAUGUACGAGCACGACUACGACGGCUCUCUGGCCAAGACGGGGAAACGGCACCUGGGUAAAACCCGCUGGACCCGAGAGGAGGACGAGAAGCUGAAGAAGCUGGUGGAGCUUCACGGAUCAGAAGACUGGAAGCUCAUCGCCAGUCUUCUAACUAACCGGACGGACGUUCAGUGUCAACACCGGUGGCAGAAGGUUCUGAACCCGGAGCUGAUCAAAGGGCCGUGGACCAAAGAGGAGGACCAGCGGGUGAUCGAGCUGGUCCAGAAGUACGGAGCCAAGCGCUGGUCGGUGAUCGCCAAGCACCUGAAGGGCCGCAUCGGGAAACAGUGCCGCGAGCGCUGGCACAACCACCUGAACCCGGAGGUGAAGAAGACGUCGUGGACCGAGGAGGAGGACCGGAUCAUCUACCAGGCCCACGAGAAGCUGGGAAACCGCUGGGCCGAGAUCGCCAAGCUGCUGCCGGGCAGGACCGAUAACGCCAUCAAGAACCACUGGAACUCCACCAUGAGGAGGAAGGUGGAGCAGGAGGGCUACCUGCAGAACGCGUCCAAGAACAACGGCUCCUCGCUCUCCAUUGGUCACGGAUACGUCAAGGCGUCCAAUCACGUCAUGGGCUACCCCCACCACUCGCCCAAUCACACGCAGCUUCCGCCGCUGAACUACAACUUCAUAUCCGACACACACAGAGUGCCGUUUCCGAUGGCGCUGCACCUGAACAUCCUGAACAUCCCCAACAUCCCGCACCACGGCACCGCUGCUAUCCAGAGACACUAUGGCGAGGAGGACCCGGAGAAGGAGCAGAGGGUGAAGGAGAUCGAGCUGCUGCUCAUGUCCACGGAGAACGAGCUGCGAGGCCAGCCGGCGCUGCCCAUGAACAUUCCCUUCCCGAGCUGGACCGGCCACAGUGCAGUGGGUUCUGACGGCCCGGUUCUGUCCCUACCUCACCACCAGGCGGCCGCUCCGUCGCUGCCGCUGGACCAGAGCUGCCUCCCGGAGGAGAGCGCCUCGGCAACGCGCGCCCACGGCAACAGCAGCAACCACAACAGCAGCAACCACAGCAGCCCGACGUUCUCCAACCCGAUCCCAGAGUUCAUGGAGUCCGUCAUCGAUUCGUUCCUGAACCAGUCGAUGAGCCCCGAGCACUCGGACAGCGACAGCGUCCCGAUGAGCUCCCCGGUCGACUCCAAGCCGCUGGUCGAGCACUCGGCCAGGCCUCAGAAGGAGAACGAAAUGUUCAGGACUCCGAACAUCCGCCGGUCGAUCCUGGAGUCGACUCCUCGGACACCGACGCCCUUCAGGUCCACGCUGGCGCUGCAGGAGGCCAAGUACGGACCUCCGAAGCUGCAGAACACCCCUCUGGAGCAGCAGAUGGUAGAGUCCAUCAAACAGGAGCCGAUGGAAUGUUCCAUCGAGCAGCCGCCUCUGAAGAAGAUCAAGCAGGAGGUGGAGUCUCCCUGUGAGCGGAGUCCCUGUAUGCAGUGGGAGGGUCAGGAUCUGCACACUCAGCUGUUCUCGCCCAACGGUCCGGCCCAGGAAGUCCCUGACCUGCUAACGAGCUCGUUACUGAGCGACGACGGACACAAAUCGUACCACCUCCCUCACAGGGGCGUCAGCAGCCCUCCACAGCCGCUGAGCUCCUGGGAACAGGCGACCUGCGGCCAGACGGACGAGCACAUGCUGGCGGCGGAGCAGAAGUACAUCAACACUUACCCGACGAGGACGCUGGUCAUGUAGGCGGGGCCUCGCCGGGCCGACCCGGUUCUUACUUGUUGUGGUGCAACAGUUGGGAGAGGCCUCGCGCCGAUCGGUGUUCCUACACUCACACUCGUUGGGAUUCCAGCCAACCAAAGACUCUGAUUUUUAAACCUUUUUUACUUGCUUUGGGUUUUACGAGCGUCCUCCUGCUCCGUGUAUUCAUCUGACUGUUGUAUUAUAAACGGGGAACUACGGUGACUGUGUUUGCGUUGGGCUGUAUUAUUAAUUACAAAUUUUGACAUUAAUAUAAAGAACAAGUUGAUUAAUUUAUUGUUUUUUUUUUUCAUGAUGAUGAUGAGUUUGUUGUUGUUGUUGUUUUCAAUUGGCCGACGGAGCAGUGUUGUUUAAAGUAUUUAAGCCCUUCUAGCAUUACCACACAUCCGGCGGCACAGCAAGGAUUUCAAACUGACCUCUGUAUUUCACUUCCUGCUCGCUUUUCACGGGUCUGCCGACAAUUUCAAGUGUUUCGUUAGUAUUACCGGAUCGCCACCCACCUUUGAUUUCACGAGACAAACACGAUUGGGUUUUCAUUUCAACGUCCCGGUUUCUUCCUGCGCCGGGAUCAGAACAAAACGAUGCUAAAGCUGAGCUGCACCCAGUGAGUCGGACCGAGCUGCACUUGAUUUGUACCCUCCUACAGACACAAAGAGAAAACACUCAUGUUUAUAUGGCGCUGCAGCCAAACGCCCAACGCUGGAACCUUUUUCUAUGUUUUUUUUAAAUUUUGUAACUCGAUCGGCGCUCCGUGUUUGACGCCUUUGUUUUGAUACCAGCUUCUGAGCAGAUUGUUUUCAUAAAAGCAUUUUUUUAAUGCCAAGUUUUCAUGUUUUUUAUACUUUUCUAAACUGCCUAGUAAAUAAAGUGUGCUGUUUUUAUUACAA